UUUUUGCAAACGUCCUUUUCUCUCCAAGAAGCUUCACAUUAGUCGCAACUGCAGAUAUCGGAUUACUAUAGCAUAUAGCUGCCUUACAAACUGAAAGAUCAAAUUCAAGUGCUUGUAUGAAAAACUUUAUUUGAUAUCUUCACGAAAUUUGAUAUGGAUUAUUGCCCAAGGCAAUGGCACAAAUUACAAAAAAAUUUUCAGGUCGGACCACUAAAUCUCAUAGCAGCCACACGAACUGACCGAUCAAAAUCAAGUUCUCGUAUGGCACCUUUUAUAAGUGAAGAGUAUUAUAGUUUUGGUGCAACCAAAGUUAACGUUUUUACUUAUUUUUUUAUUGAAUUUUAGUCAAUCUGUAGUUAAUUUCAAAUACCAAAAGCUAAUUUCUGUUAUAAAAGCACUUAAAAAGCUAUGAAAACUUUCAGCGCGAAGUAAAAGCUUUGGGGCCUUCCCUUUAUCUUUGUUGGCCAGCAGCAAGUCACCAAACAAAAGUGAAAUGUAGAUCGUAUUCAAGAAACUUUCAAAGAUUUAUAGACAUACAUCAAUAAAACAUAUACAUACAUAGAUAUAUAUUAGGAUAUAUGACCGCAAGUUUGCGGUUAUGUUACGGUUAUGAAAUACAUAUACACCCACUCUGACAUAAAAUGUAUAAAUGUAUACGUUACAGGAAUUUCAAUUAGACAAUUUAAACAUAGGUCCUUUGCGAUACCCAGAAUUCGUAGGUAUCAAUCGACAGAACCUCGACUAACCGUUUUGAGUCUAUACCAAAUCUGUUGAGACAUUUUUUCACCUUGCCUCCCUAACAUUUUGCAUGAUUGAAAAAUGUUCGGGGUAAACCUCAACAACUGCAAGAUGAAACUAGCUGAGUAUAAGUAGUUCUUUGGAUCCCUAACCAGAAGAAUUCCGUCAAACCGCUAGACCGCAAGAAAACAGCGGAGGUCCAACACGUUUCUAAUGUGAGCUUUUUGGGGUAAGAGUGCUCACUCAUGCCUGUUCAUCGACUUUAGAGUUUGUAGAGAUUCCGCUUGUCUUGUUGUUCACAUCACAUUUUACCGGUAAUAAUAAAUAACCGUCGGCAGUUUGACAUUGCCUUUUACCGGAAGUUAAUAACACACAACAUCCCUAGGGCUAUGACGUGCAUCAAUACCGUUAGAAGGUUUCAUAGGGAAUUUAACUUGAGUCAUCCUAAAAAUAGUAGCAAAUGAUACUUAGUUUACAUAGAUAUAUAUAUCUACAAAUGUUUGUAGGUGGGUAAGCGCCACAUUCUGCAAUUUUUUCAAUUUGUAUAAUUGAUACUAACUGCACAUGCCAGAUCUACAUACAAAUAUACGCCCUACAUAGAACAGCGCGCUAACCUAUUUGACAGCAAUUCAUCACAUAAUAAACAUAUGACAUAUGCGUGCAUAUGGCCAUGCACUCAUGCAUAUAUACAUACAUAUAUAAAUAUAUCGGGACAUGAGAACAUGCAACAAAGUUGAUCUCUACUAUGGAAAAUGGCUAUCGACUCUUAUCUAACGAACUCACCCGUUUUUUUUCAUUUCCGCGAAAUUUAGAAAGAAAUAUUCGAAUGGUAAGAAGUUAUUAGAAGCUUAACAUAGACGAUAAUAAAUGCCAUUAUGCUUAAUUAACAAUUGGUGAAGUAGAUAAUAUUAGGUGGAUUGAGUGUCUACUGAUUUAGAGGACUUGGAUUCAAAUCCCAAUCUUCUUGAGUAAAAGGAAGGAGCUUUCGGGCGGCUAAAAGCUUGUAAGACUCUAUGCAUGUCGGAUACCGUCAUAGCAUACAACUUUUAGUUUGAUUCAUUAGGCCAUCCUACUCAUUCGACUCAGAAACCGCACGCGGCUAAAUCUGGUAAAUGGUGGAUGUUUAAGCUGUUCGUGGCCUGAUUUAACCAAUUUAACAGUGGCAGACAGCGAGCAAAGUGUGAACCGUGGCAUUGUCAUGGCUGAGCAGUACUUUUUUGUUUUCCAAAUCGGAUCGUUUUUUCCAAGUCGACAUCAAGUCGAUCUAUUAAUUCGGCAUAGUAGGCCCCGUGACCGUUUUGCGUUUCGUCACGUCACGUCGUAGGUACACAAUACGUGAUCCCACCUUGUAACUGUGUGUCGUCGACAGUCAUAAAACUAAAUCAGUAUCAGACAUUGCUGUAAAGUGGUCGCACGGUCCCAUUUGUUGUUUCGAUAGAGCACUUAGGCAUGGCUUAUCAAAAACCAAACAAAACCAUUUCUUGGACGUCGCUAUGGAAGGAGAAGAGUCAUCGCAUACAACAUCCAAGCACUCUUUGAUUUCAAUGCGCGGUUUCACCAACCGAUAUUGCUCUCUUUCCAUUUCCCUAAAAUCUGCAUAUACACGCAGUCAAAACAAAACUACGAGUCAAAGAAUGUGCUACACGAUAGUAUAUUUCUCUUGCGAUAUUGACACUAUCAGGCUAAGUACUUAUCGGGCCGCCCUCUUAAUUAUUCUUCACAUAUUUGCUUUCUUUUGACCAUUUCUACUACUUUUAUUUACUUUUCACUUGUGUUUAAAAGCAUUCACUACGGCAACUAUUACUACCAGAUUCAAAAAAUUAUAUCAAUUGUUUCCAGUGUUGCGCCGUAGAAGAACAAAUUCUGUUUAUUCUCUUACAGGAAAUGAACAAAUUCGAAUUAGUUUAGAACAGCGUACUUCCGCGCUUUCAACACCACAAGCAUAACUACAGUUAUUAGAAAUCAAAAGAAAAUCCACAUAUAAAGAUGGCAACGCCACCAAGAACACAAGAUCGUCACCCACGAAAAGAUAUGGAGGUCGCUAUUAGCACCUCUGCGGAUGCACAGCGAAAAUUGGCACGAAAUGACGUUGGCACAGGGCUAUCGAAUAUCAGAAUUGACAUAACCGACAAUAGUUUUUUUCAAACUCCAAUCCCUCUGCCUGAAGGGAAAACGCUUAAUACGAGCACACACUCUAAUUUAAAGCACUAUCAUUCCAACCACGACAAUAUGCUAACCUAUAACACUUUACACAAUAACAUCCAACAUAAGCAUCUGCACAUUCAGCCGAACAUACAAGUGUCCAACCAUUUGGAUAAAAUGUCGAUACGCUCAGUCAGUUCGGAGGAUGUUUCGACCACGGUGGAAGGCAAAUGCUGCAGUGCUGCUGCUCGUAAUCCGGCAAUCAAAACGGGCCGACGGAUACAGCUAAUGCAAGUAAGUGCUUCAAAUGGCAAUAUUUACUUUCGAACUUAAAAUAGGAUGUGCCUUAAAAUCUGAACUUUUUUUACGCGAAGUGAUAAUCCGAUUUAUGAUGAUAAUUUUACCAUUCAUUCCAAUACUUGCGCUGAUUGUUCAAACAUCAGUUAUUCUACAAGAAAUUCUCGACUACAGAGCAGAAGUGGCUGACAUUGAGACGCAGGUAACAAUUGCUACAAACUUGGGAAAAGUUGUGACCCGUCUGCAGCUGGAGCGAUCGGAAGUGUCCUUUUAUAUCUUCACCAAUGGCAAUAUAGAACGAUCAAAUUUAACACGGAGAUUCGCUAUAACUGACAAUGCUUUGAAUAAUCUGACAACAUGGAACGAAGUUAGUGUCCCCACAUUGCCAGAUGAAGAUGAAGAUUUUGAGGUUAUGCUUAAUCGGACGGAGUUUCAAAAUCGUUUAAAUGAAUUCAGAGAUCGUGUGCGCUCAGAACCUGAAGAUAGUUCAAUAACGGAUGUUAUGAAUUGGUACACGGCAAUCAAUCGAGCUCUACUCCACCACCUCACUGAACAAAUUAAGGAAACGGAUAACAGUGGCGUAUGGCGCUACCUGAUUGGUUUCAAAAAUCUCUUAAAAAGUAUUGAGUGUCAGAACAUUGCUGCUUCUUUUGGCACUAAAUACUAUGGACGCGGUUACUUGGGCUUGGAUGCGCUGGUUUCCUUCAUUCGCUACGAGUUUUUAUCGCGUGAACUCAUUAACUCAACACUAAAUUAUGUGCCCAGCUUGAGGCCAAUGUAUAUGAACAUAACCAGGACCGACAAAUACAAGAGGCUGAAAGCGAUGAAUAUAAAUGUUUUUAAAAACAAACAAGGUGUUUCAGACGAACGGAAUGCUAUACAAUAUUACGACACUAUGCACAAUUUUACAGAUGAUUUGCGGAUAUUACAAAAGGCGCUACGGCUUAAAAUCAAAGAAUAUGUCGAUACAACUCUCUCGGAGGCUGCUAAUAAAGAGGCGGUGGGCAUAGCUAUAUUGGUCGUUGUUCUAUGUGUUUCUCCAAUUAUUAUAAUUUUAGUUAGGAAUGCUGCUGCUACCAUACAGAUGUAUGCUGUAAAUCUCGCACAAAAAGCGAAGGAGUUGAAGAGGGAGAAACGUAAGAGUGAUUCGCUACUUUUCCAAAUGCUGCCCCCCAGUGUUGCCAUGCAGCUAAAACAAACACAACAGGUACGCGCUGAAAUGUAUGAAGCUGUAACCGUUUACUUUAGCGACAUCGUCGGUUUCACAGAGAUAGCUGCAAGAUGUACACCUUUGGAGGUAGUCACCUUUCUGAACUCAAUUUAUCGUGUUUUUGAUGAACGCAUUGAAUGCUAUGACGUUUACAAAGUGGAGACAAUAGGCGACUCCUAUAUGGUAGCAUCAGGAUUACCAGUCAAAAAUGGCGAAAAACAUGUUUCGGAAAUUGCCACAAUGGCGCUUGAUUUACUAGACGCAUCGUCUUUUUUCAAAAUUCCACGGUCAACGGGGACGCUGCAAAUUCGCUGUGGCAUCCACACAGGUCCCGUGGUCGCUGGUAUUGUCGGCACGAAAAUGCCGCGCUACUGCUUAUUUGGUGACACGGUGAACACAGCCUCACGCAUGGAGUCAACCGGUGAGGCCCACAAAAUUCACAUCACGGAUGAAAUGAACGAGGCACUGCACAGGAUUGGUGGCUUUCGCACCGAGCACCGUGGACUUAUUGAUGUAAAGGGCAAAGGCCUCAUGAGCACUUACUGGCUGACUUGCAAAGAUGGUCCGGUGAAGGUUCGUUGUGAAGAGAUUUCCUGGUUUACUGACAUGCAACCGGUGUUUUUGGAAAAACUGAAGUCAGAACCACUUUUAAAAAGCGAUAGCAAGCGAAAAUAGUGCCACAUGGUGUAGCUUUUUUCUGCAUACAUAUGAAUGUAUGUAUGUAUGUUUGAAUAUAGAUGUAUAUACUUAUAUUCUCCAUAAAUAAAGUAAACAUAUUUUGUUCGUGUAAGAAUAAAAGGUACAAUAUUUAUUUCAAAUAGAAUUUCUUGGUAAAUAUAUUAUUAUAAGUGAAAAUAGAUCCAUAUGCGUAAAUACAUAUGUACAUAUGUAUCUAUGUCAAAAAUAAAGUUUAAUAAACAUUACACCACAGUGGAUUUAGUUGGAUUCUCAUUUAUAUUUUCUCCAGCGUUACAUCCGCCGGAACAAGGUUGAUACUAUUUCCAUUAAUUUACAUUACCAUAUGCCCUAUAUAUUUCUUGUUAGACAUAUUAUCUGCUUAGG
Messenger RNA from Bactrocera oleae (olive fruit fly), 5449 nucleotides. The record is from RefSeq and is a predicted model, not a curated record. NCBI's taxonomy places the organism in Eukaryota, Metazoa, Arthropoda, Insecta, Diptera, Tephritidae.